Molecule: messenger RNA, 2432 nt
Organism: Drosophila mojavensis
Lineage: Eukaryota; Metazoa; Arthropoda; Insecta; Diptera; Drosophilidae
Gene: SPR
Product: sex peptide receptor
Exons: 6
Coding region: 479-1861 (460 amino acids)
Biological process (GO): G protein-coupled receptor signaling pathway
Cellular component (GO): membrane
Molecular function (GO): G protein-coupled peptide receptor activity
Source: RefSeq, a predicted model, not a curated record
UGUAAAAAAUAUAAAAAAAUAAACAAGACAAUAUUUUACUCGAAUUUUUUUUUUUUGUAUUUCUUUGGUGUUAAAGUGCAGUGCUUCACAUAAUAUUCGAGGGGCAGCUGAAAAUGCUAUUCACAGCCAACGUCAAUUGAACCGUAGCCGAAUAUCCUGGGAGAGCGAGUACUACAGCGCCACACACGAACAAAAGGAAGCAACAACAGCGCGCAGUUCACAAAAAUAAAAUAAAAAAUAAAUAAAAUAAAAGAAAGAUAAAAGCAUCUUUUGGCCACAUUGAAUGAAUGCAGCAACAACAACAACAACAACAACGAGUACAGUGAACAGCUCUGCUCUGCGCAAGUGAUAUAAGUUGGAUAUAGCACUCGAUAUGAUGGCCCAUAGCAUAUGGCUAAAAGCGCUGAUCGAGCUCUGCUAAUUGAACUAGUGGCAAGGUCAGCAACGGCAGCAAGCGCAUAUCUAAAGAGCUGUUGCCAUGGCAUCCAGCAUGGAUAACAAUACCGUCUAUUCCUACGAUAUAUCCGCCACGGACGUGCUCUAUCAGUGGAGCGCUUCGGCCAGCGGAGCACGUGCCGUCGCCCAGGACACAUCUGCAGCAGCAGCAGCCGCAGCAGCAGCAGCGGCAGCAACCGAACGUGUUGGUUCGGGCAGCCUGAAUGAGACGCACUUUCUGCUGGUGGACUAUGCGACCAGCAUGAACGACAGUCUGGACUAUGCCUCCUAUCAGCAGCAUCUGGCGAGCACCGAGUGCCGCCAAAUGGACAGUAAUAUAACCUACUGGAAUCUUACCUGCGAUUCGCCAUUGGAUUAUGCCCUGCCGCUCUAUGGCUACUGCAUGCCCUUCCUGCUCUUCUUGACCAUCAUAUCCAAUUCGCUGAUUGUGCUCGUUCUCAGCAAGAAGAGCAUGGCCACGCCCACCAACUUUGUGCUAAUGGGCAUGGCCAUUUGCGAUCUGCUGACGGUGGCAUUCCCCGCUCCUGGCCUCUGGUAUAUGUACACAUUUGGCAAUCAUUACAAGCCCAUGCAUCCGGCCUCCAUGUGUCUGGUCUACAGCAUUUUCAAUGAGAUCAUGCCCGCCAUGUGUCACACCAUCUCCGUCUGGCUGACUCUGGCCCUGGCCGUGCAAAGGUACAUCUACGUGUGCCAUGCACCGAUGGCACGCACCUGGUGCACGAUGCCGCGCGUGAAGCGGUGCACCUUCUACAUUGCGUUGCUGGCAUUUCUGCACCAGCUGCCGCGCUUCUUCGACCGCACCUAUAUACCCGUUCAGAUCGAGUGGAACGGCAACGAGACAGAGGUGUGCCACCUGGAGACGUCGCUCUGGGUGCACGAUUACAUCGGCGUCGAUCUGUACUACACCAGCUACUAUCUGUUCCGGGUGUUAUUCGUGAAUCUGCUGCCGUGCAUCAUUUUGGUGACCCUGAACAUUUUGUUGUUUGCGGCGCUGCGGCAGGCGCAGGAGCGGCGCAAGCUGCUCUUCCGCGAGAACCGGAAGAAGGAGUGCAAAAAGCUGAGAGACUCCAACUGCACCACCCUCAUGCUGAUUGUGGUUGUGUCUGUCUUUCUGAUUGCCGAAAUACCCAUUGCCGUCGUCACCUCCAUGCACAUCGUCAGCUCGCUGAUCAUCGAGUUCCUCGACUAUGGCAUCGCCAACGUCUUCAUUCUGCUGACCAACUUCUUUCUGGUGCUCAGCUAUCCGAUCAACUUUGGCAUCUACUGCGGCAUGUCGCGCCAGUUUCGCGAGACCUUCAAGGAGAUCUUCAUGGGUCGCAUGGCCGGCAAGAAGGACAGCUCGUCGAAGUACUCGAUCGUGAAUGGCCCACGCACCUGCACCAACACCAACGAGACUGUCCUCUAGUAAUUGGUGAUGUUGGUGCCGCGGCGUGGCAGCACCGAUCAGCAUCGCAGCGCAGCGGUCUGUACGUGCAACGCCGCCGCUGCCUCUGCCGCAGUCGCAGCCGCAGCCGCUGCCGAUGGCUCCGGCCUAAACGCGUCGGAGGCAAUCAGCAAAGCGCCGCAGCAUCAGCAUCAGCAUCUACAUCAUCAACAUCAUCAUCAUCAUUUUCAGCAGCGUCGCACGAGCAACAUGGAAAUCAUAGCCGAGGAGCGAAUUGUCUAAGAAAAAUGGGAUUUAUGAAAUUAUAGAGAGGGGGAGAGAGAGAGAAAAAUAAAUAAACAAAAAGUGCGAAUACUCUGGUUUCAAACCAACUCUAAUUACAAAUAAAAGCGAUAAAGUUCCAUUUGGUUAGUUUGGUACUAGUUGAGCCAACCGAACAGCAGCGAGAUAUCUGUCUAUGGAAAAUGGAAUGGACUCUACUGAUGGGAUAACCAGCUAAACUAAAUACCAAUACUAAUACCAUAAACAACUUUGAUCACAGUUUAAUACAAAAACAAAAUUUCUACUAUUCAAGUGCAACAAGUACAGAUCU